Molecule: messenger RNA, 7466 nt
Organism: Osmerus eperlanus (European smelt)
Lineage: Eukaryota; Metazoa; Chordata; Actinopteri; Osmeriformes; Osmeridae
Gene: rerea
Product: arginine-glutamic acid dipeptide (RE) repeats a
Exons: 24
Coding region: 682-5286 (1534 amino acids)
Biological process (GO): regulation of DNA-templated transcription
Cellular component (GO): nucleus
Molecular function (GO): chromatin binding; transcription corepressor activity; sequence-specific DNA binding
Source: RefSeq, a predicted model, not a curated record
UCUUCAUCAAAGAUGAAGAAGGCGAGAGCUGUCAUGCUGAGUUCCUCUCACUUGUCUGUGCCUCUUUAUACCUGAAGGAAAAACAUCCUGACACAGAUUACUCCCUCUUUACUCAGUGCUCCAUCAUUUAUGACAGCAUUAGCAAACGUGGUCAGUUGCGAAUUUCAAGUAAAAAAGCCACACAAGUGAAGUCAAGUGGCUUGCAUCUGACUACUCCCCCAGUGGUUGCGGUGCUUGGCUUUGCUACCCGUGUGUGCUAUUGUUUGUUGUUGCAGUCCUCAUAUCUCAAACAAAUCACAGAUGUUGUAGAACAAGAUUUUUAAGUCUGCUGUCUUUCUAGAUUCUGUCAACUGUUGAUGAAGUGAGGGGAUCUGUAGGAGUGAAUACAGAUGACAGUACAACAGGAUCCGAACAGUUGGGUAGCCUAUCAGGGCUCCGUAGCCACCCGUGGAACUGCACCUCAGAGGGUCGUUGUGUCAGUGCUUGUUAGGAGUCUGGAGCCGCGUGGCGGAAAGCUAGAAGGUGAAUGCAGUCAAGCUCUUCUGAAACGCUGGGGUUGUUGGUGUGGCCGAAUUUUCCCUGGAUUUGACCGGUAAAUUCAGAAGACUGAAGCCCAGGCUCACAGUCUACCUUUCACGGAGGCCCAGCCGUGAGAGGACUGAGGAAGGUACGUGGCGAAUCAUGACGGCCGACAAAGACAAAGAGAAGGAGAAGGAGAGGGACAGGGACCGGGACAGAGAGCGGCCAGACAAGCGGGACAAGACCCGCGGCGAGGCCGAGAGUGCGCGGCCCCGCCGCAGCUGCACGCUGGAGGGCGGCGGCGCCAAGAACUACGCCGAGAGCGACCACAGCGAGGACGACGACAACGAGAACGCCGGCGGCGCCGCCACCGAGGAGCUGGGGAAGAAGGGCAAGAAGAAGAUGCCCAAGAAGAAGUCGCGCUACGAGCGCACGGAGAACGGAGAGAUCACCUCCUUCAUCACGGAGGACGACAUUGUUUACAGACCUGGUGAUUGUGUAUAUAUCGAGAGCCGGCGGCCGAACACUCCCUACUUCAUUUGUAGCAUUCAGGAUUUUAAGCUGAGUAAACGAGACCAUCUGCUGAUGAGUGUGAAAUGGUACUACCGCCAGUCGGAGGUCCCCGAUUCUGUCUACCAACACCUGGUGCAGGAUCGCAACAACGAAAACGACUCAGGCCGUGAGCUCAUCAUCACUGACCCUGUGGUCAAGAGUCGAGAGCUCUUCAUCUCUGACUACGUGGACACUUACCAUGCUGCUGCCCUCAGGGGGAAAUGUAACAUUGCCCAUUUCUCUGACAUAUUUGCUGCCAGGGAGUUCAAAGCCAGGAUUGACUCCUUUUUCUACAUCCUGGGCUACAACCCAGAGACCAGGCGACUAAACAGCACACAAGGGGAGAUUCGAGUGGGCCCAAGUCACCAAGCCAAACUCCCCGAGCUGCAGCCUUUCCCUUCCCCUGGCGGACAAGCCAUCACAGAGAACGAGGAGCUGGUCUGGAUGCCUGGGGUCAACGACUGUGACCUCCUCAUGUACCUCAGGGCUGCCAGAAGUAUGGCUGCCUUCGCCGGGAUGUGUGACGGUGGCUCGACAGAAGACGGCUGUUUAGCUGCCUCUCGAGACGACACAACACUAAACGCACUUAACACUCUUCACGAGAGCAGUUAUGAUGCAGGCAAGGCCCUGCAGCGCCUUGUGAAGAAGCCUGUCCCCAAGCUCAUCGAGAAGUGCUGGUCUGAAGACGAAGUGAAGCGGUUCAUUAAAGGGCUGAGACAGUUUGGGAAGAACUUCUUCAGGAUUCGCAAAGAACUACUACCCAACAAAGAGACGGGGGAGCUCAUAACCUUCUACUACUAUUGGAAGAAGACCCCAGAAGCUGCCAGUUCCCGAGCUCACCGCAGACACCGCCGGCAACCCGUCUUCCGCCGCAUCAAAACACGAACCGCCUCCACUCCUGUCAACACCCCCUCCCGACCCCCCUCUAGUGAAUUCUUGGAUCUCAGCUCGGCCAGUGAAGAUGACUUUGACAGCGAAGACAGCGAACAGGAGCUGAAGGGAUACGCCUGCCGUCACUGUUUCACCACCACCUCCAAGGACUGGCACCACGGGGGUCGGGAGAACAUCUUGCUGUGCACCGAUUGCCGUAUCCACUUCAAGAAGUACGGCGAGCUGCCCCCCAUAGAGAAGCCCGUGGACCCUCCCCCGUUUAUGUUCAAACCCGUCAAAGAGGAAGAGGAUGGGCUCAGCGGGAAGCAUAGCAUGAGGACCCGACGGAACAGAGGCUCGAUGUCAACGCUACGUAGUGGCCGUAAGAAGCAGACGGCCAGCCCUGAUGGCCGAGCCUCGCCAACCAAUGAGGACCUGCGCUCCAGCGGACGCACCUCACCCAGCGCAGCCAGCACAGACAGCACUGACAGCAAGACAGACUCCAUGAAGAAACCCAGCAAGAAGAUUAAGGAGGAGGCGCCCUCGCCUAUGAAGAGUGCCAAACGCCAGCGAGAGAAGGGAGCGUCAGACUCAGAGGAGCCCGAGAGGGCCACUGCCAAAAAAUCCAAGACACAGCAGGAGCUGAACCGGCCCGACUCGCCCUCAGAAUGCGAGGGGGAGGGCGAGAGCUCAGACGGGCGCAGCGUCAACGAGGAGUGCAGUAGCGACCCGAAGGACAUCGACCAGGACAACCGCAGCUCCUCCCCCAGCAUCCCCAGUCCCCGUGACAACGAGAGCGACUCGGACUCCUCCGCUCAGCAGCAGCUACUCCAGGGCCAGCACCCUCCGGUCAUCCAGUGUCAGCCUGGGACCUCCGCGGCCCCCUCUGUUGUCCCCCCUACACCCACCUCCACAGCCCCCUCGCUGGCCCCACAGGCCUCACCCUCAGUGCCCCCCACCUCUCUACUUCCCCAGCCACUACCCCAGGCCAGCCCACUCUCCCUCAUCCAGUCAGGAGCCUCCCUGCACCCCCAGAGGCUGCCUUCUCCCCACUCUCCUAUGCAGGGGAUGACUCAGGCUCCACCCCCUGGUCCUUCUGGACAACCCCAGUCGCUACCCAGCUCUCUGCUCGGCCCCAUGCCCCCCAUGCCACACCCACUCCAGGCCGUCCCCUCCCACAUGCCUCAUCCUCACUCCAUGCCUCCUCAGGGCUUCCCUAUGGGCCAGUCUCAGGUCCCACCCUCGGUCCUCCCAGUUCAGUCCCAGCAGAGGCCCCACACCCCCCCCUCACAAUCCCAGGUGUCCUCCCAGUCUGGCCAGCCUCCUCGCGAGCAGCCCCUGCCCCCGGCUCCCAUGUCCAUGCCUCACAUCAAGCCCCCUCCCACCACGCCCAUCCCCCAGAUGCCCAACCCUCCGUCUCACAAACACCCGCCCCACCUGUCCGCUCCACCCUUCCCCCAGAUGCCCUCCAACCUUCCCCCGCCACCCGCCCUCAAGCCCCUCAGCUCCCUGUCCACCCACCACCCUCCCCCAGCCCACCCUCCUCCCCUCCAGCUCAUGCCUCAGGGCCAGCAGCUCCAGCCUCCCCCGGCCCAGCCUCCAGUCCUCACCCAGUCCCAGAGCCUACCAGCCUCUGUCAGCCACCAGCCGCCCCAAGCCCCUCCCUUGCCACCCUCGGCAGCCUCCUCCCACCCCAGCACACUCCCACAACCCCAGUUUCCCUCUCAUUCCUUCACGCAAGUCUUACCUCCCUCCUCUGUGCCUCCUUCAUCAUCCGCCAACUCCUUACCAGGCCUCCAGCCACCUUCCUCAUCCUCAGCCUCCUCCUCCAUCUCCAUGCCCCUACCGGCCUCAGUCAGCACUGGAGGAACGGGCCCCGUCCUCCCCCCCAUACACAUCAAAGAGGAGCCCCUGGAUGAAAUGGAGGAGCCGGAGAGCCCCCCGCCUCCACAGAGAAGCCCAUCACCCGAGCCCACCGUCGUCAACACGCCCACGCACGCCAGCCAAUCAGCACGGUUCAUUAAGCACCUGGAUAGAGGUUACAACUCGUGUGCCAGGACAGACUUUUAUUUUACUCCCCUCGCUGCCUCCAAACUGGCCAAGAAACGAGAGGAGGCGGUGGAGAAGGCAAAGAGAGAGGUGGAGCAGAGAGCCCGGGAGGAGAAGGAGAAGGAGAGGGAAAGAGAAAAGGAGCGGGAAAGAGAACGAGAACGGGAAAAGGACGCGGAGCGUGCUGCGAAAGCCUCCAGCUCGUCUCACGAGGGCCGGAUGUGCGACCCCCAGAUGGGAGGCCCCGCCCACAUGCGUCCCCCCUUCGACGGCCCUCCCACCACCAUCGCGGCUGUGCCCCCUUACAUCGGCCCCGACACCCCCGCCCUUCGCACCCUCAGCGAGUACGCCCGCCCCCACGUCAUGUCCCCCACCAAUCGCAACCAUCCCUUCUUUGUGUCACUCAACCCCAACGAUCCCCUGUUGGCCUAUCACAUGCCGGGCCUGUACAACGCCGACCCGGGCAUGCGGGAGCGUGAACUCCGGGAGAGGGAGAUGCGCGAGCGAGAGAUCAGGGAGAGGGAGCUGAGGGAGAGGAUGAAGCCCGGCUUCGAGGUGAAGCCCCCCGAGUUAGACGGCAUGCACCCCUCCGCCAAUCCCAUGGAGCACUUUGCCCGGCACGGGGCCAUCACCCUUCCCCCCAUGGCGGGGCCACACCCCUUCGCCUCCUUCCACCCGGGCCUCAACCCCCUGGAGCGGGAGCGCCUGGCCCUGGGAGGGCCCCAGCUCAGGCCCGAUAUGAGCUACCCGGAGAGGCUGGCGGCCGAGAGGCUCCACGCCGAGAGGAUGGCCUCCAUGGCCAACGACCCCAUCGCCCGGCUGCAGAUGUUCAACGUCACGCCGCACCACCACCAGCACUCGCACAUCCACUCACACCUUCACCUGCACCAGCAAGACCCCCUGCACCAAGGUGGUGGUGAAUGUCUUGUGUGUCCUCCAGGCUCUGGGGGCCAUCCGCUAGUAGACCCCCUGGCAGGAGGACCCCACCUGGCCCGUUUCCCCUACCCGCACGGCGCCAUCCCCAACCCCCUCCUCGGCCAGCCGCCACACGAACAUGAGAUGCUACGCCACCCUGUCUUCGGUACUCCAUACCCACGGGACCUACCAGGAGGGAUGCACCCCCCCAUGUCUGCAGCCCACCAACUCCAGGCCAUGCAGGCCCAGUCAGUAGAGCUCCAGAGGCUAGCCAUGGAGCAGCAGUGGUUACAUGGGCACCACCACAUGCAUGGGGGUCCUCUGCCCGGACAGGAGGACUACUACAGCCGACUGAAGAAGGAGAGCGACAAGCAGCUGUGAGCCGAGUGAGAGAUGCGGAGGCGCGCAGGUACACCGGACGUUGUUACAGGAUAGUCUCGCUGGGGAAGUCGAAUGUUCCUUCCAAACUUUUACCGUUGUGAAGAACAGAAAAGGACGAGUUGGACGUUGGAGGAUAUUUGUCAGUUUUUUUUUCUUUUUUUUUUUUUUUCUUUUUUUUUCUUUUUUUUAAGACAUUGACUUUCUUUGGUAUAUAGCCUUCAAGUAGUGACAACGUCCUCAAGACUGAUUGUGACUCCUGCAUGACAAUACUCUAAGCUUCCCUGACGUUUUUGUAGGUGCUAGAAAUAAAAGACACUUUGUCACUGUGCUUAUCAAAGAAGAAGAAAAAAGACCGGUCAGGCCAUUAUAUCGGAAAGAUUACAAGUGCUAUCUUAAAUUCAGCGUUUAUUUUAAUACAUUGUUGGAGGUUUUCAUAAUUUUAAAGGAAAGCUGCAGCAUGGUGUUUUUGAGUCUGUAAAUAGUAUAUAUAUACAUAUAAUUAUUAUUAUAAUUAUUAUUAUUACUAGGUGUGGACUCCGAACCAAGUCGUUAAGACCUCCAAUAUUUUCAGUUUUGAAGCAUUAUCCCUUGUUUCAGAGGGGAGCACCAUGGCAUUAUAUAAGCAGGCUAUAGUUCUGAGAGGGUGGUGGGUUUCCUCUGUCAUUACUGUGCAGACUUAAGUCCCUUCACAUACACACACACACACACACACAUCAGGCUGCCUCUUAUUCACUCAUCCCAAGUCAGUUAAAAAAAAAGCACCAUAUUUUUGGAAAUGCUUGUAUUAUAAGAAUUGCGUAAAUGAUUUGAUACACUUGAACAGGACUGAGGCAGAGUUACUGAGGUGUAUGUUCAGUAUGCCGUACAUAAUGACCAGCCCUGAAUAACGUAAUUGUUGCACUGAGAGCUUCUUUGAACUUCUUCAAUUGGUUUUAAACACACAACUUGAGAUGGGUAUUGGACAGCAAAAUGAAUAACUAUUUUAACAGAUUUUAGAAAUUUCAACACGGCUGCAUAUUUGAACACAAUUUCAGUUCACAUUUAUUAUCUUGCGAUUUUACUCUUGAACCUCAAAUAUUGCAAACUUUUUUUUACGUUUCCACACUGAGAGCCCACUAUCACUUUUAAAUGUAUUUUGUCUUUAUAGAUUCAAGUAUCUCUUGUGACUAGGGGCAUUGAGUGCUAGAAAAAAGUGAUGUUGUUACAGGGCCUAUCUCCCAGCAGCUCAUCCUCCGAUCCGCCACUCUAAUAACACGUGCCGCCAUAUUCACUGUGACACUAAAGAGGCCUGCCUACAUGGGAGGAGUUAGGCCCAGUGCUGGGACCAGGCGGCAGUGGAAAUGAUGGUGUGCCUGUGUGUUUCCACUCCAACUUAACCAUUGCAAACCUCCACCUGGGUCCCUGAAGACACGCCGUCUCCUCUGUACCUCAGGGGCGGUGUGUGUGCGUGCCAUCGACUGUUACAAGCAGUGUUCCCAUCAUAAAAGUGUACUGUACAUCAGCCCGCAAUUGAUUCACCUCUGGUCAACGGCCAUGAACAUGUCUUCUGUUUGUUUGUUCCAUGAUGCACUAGAAAGACCUUUGACUUAUUUUAGAUACUUUUAAAACGGUGCCCUGUGUCUUUUUUUUGUUGCUGGUUUACACAGAAAGGUAAUACUUGUCCUACACUUAUAAAUGGACUCCUCCUUGUUCAUGGGCACCAGGGCUGACAUCUAUUCAGAUGCUUUCAGACCUGAUGCGAGUCUGUAUGCCACUUGAGAUGUGCAUCUUGAUGUGCACCAGAGAAUAACUUGUUUCUCACUCCAGUUCCAUCAUCGACAUGUCUCUGUCUCUCUUAUGUACACCUCAUUUUCCUUUACCUUCUUUCCAAACAAUUCUCCUGCCUUUAAGUCCCUCUUUUUGUGUCUCCAAACCUUUGAUGUUAAGUGUUGUCAAUGGUUUAGCUUCUUAUUUCAAAGCGGCAAUAGCAGGAUGUAAAUUCUGACUGCUAAGAUUUAUAUAUAUACUGGUAUCUUGAAGCUUAUUGUAUAUAUUAGUAGUCGCCAUGGGGAUGACACAAUGUAAACAAAAAGUAGAAAUAAUAAGAAAAAUUGUGAGUCCUGUGUUCUCUCCAUUUGAGUAUUUUGUAAUUUUUUUGAAAAAUUUGUGGAAUUAAAAUAAACGACUAAGUUACACCACAA